Molecule: messenger RNA, 264 nt
Organism: Gregarina niphandrodes
Lineage: Eukaryota; Apicomplexa; Conoidasida; Eugregarinorida; Gregarinidae
Product: glyceraldehyde-3-phosphate dehydrogenase
Exons: 1
Coding region: 1-264 (87 amino acids)
Molecular function (GO): oxidoreductase activity, acting on the aldehyde or oxo group of donors, NAD or NADP as acceptor
Source: RefSeq, a predicted model, not a curated record
AUGGAAGCGAUUAAGAAGGCUGCUGACGGACCCUUGAAGGGCAUCUUAGCUUACACUGAUCAUGAUGCUGUAUCUACCGAUUUCAUUCAUGACAAGGCAUCGUCCACUGUCGACAUCAAAGCUGGCAUUUCCCUCAAUCCCACUUUCGUGAAGCUUAUCUCUUGGUAUGACAAUGAGUGGGGUUAUUCCAACAGCUCUGCGAUCUCGCUGCCCACGUUGGAAAGACUUGCGGUUUCUAGAAAUUUAAUUUUUCCCGAUUUUUGA